Salpingoeca rosetta is the source of this 393-nucleotide messenger RNA. RefSeq lists its product as uncharacterized. The transcript has 5 exons. Gene Ontology annotation, molecular function: enzyme activator activity. Lineage: Eukaryota; Choanoflagellata; Craspedida; Salpingoecidae. Gene Ontology annotation, biological process: deadenylation-dependent decapping of nuclear-transcribed mRNA; positive regulation of catalytic activity. Bases 1 to 393 code for a protein of 130 amino acids. The record is from RefSeq and is a predicted model, not a curated record.
AUGGAGCAGAUGGAAAUCCACACGUUAAAGUACUUGAAAGGCAUUGACAGUGAGAUUGACAAGGUUUUGUACCGACCAGCAAACAAGGCUGCCCUGUACAAGUUCACGGUUCGAACAAACUCAUGGACAAGCAAUCCUGCACCCAUCGGAAAGCUCUUCUUGUGUCGCAGGAGCACCAACCCAACGACGUACGUGCUGGUGCUGUUGGGGAGGACUGAGGGCAGAUACUGGGUGUAUCACAUUGUCCCAGACACGCAGGUGCACUUGGACGACCAGCAUCCGCGCAUUGACCUGGAGGAUUCUGCACACCCUGGAGAAGUGUUUGGGCUGUUCUUCUCCAACUCCCACGAUUCCCGCGACUGCCUUGCACAACUUCAGAGCCUACCAAGGUAG